This is a messenger RNA of Beta vulgaris subsp. vulgaris (sugar beet), 1260 nucleotides long. RefSeq names its product probable protein phosphatase 2C 33. NCBI's taxonomy places the organism in Eukaryota, Viridiplantae, Streptophyta, Magnoliopsida, Caryophyllales, Amaranthaceae. The record is from RefSeq and is a predicted model, not a curated record. Gene Ontology annotation, molecular function: protein serine/threonine phosphatase activity. The transcript is spliced from 5 exons. Bases 467 to 1012 code for a protein of 181 amino acids. Gene Ontology annotation, biological process: protein dephosphorylation.
AUGGAGUAAAGGCAGAAAUUAGGUGUGUUGUGUUGCUCUUGCUCAGAAAGCUCAGUGAAGUUAAACGAGUGAAGAUGAGGGGAGAGUCUAAGCUCGGUGCUGCUGCUCUUCUUUCUCUCUCUUCCAUUUGUGGAGCUGAAGUGUCUCUGGUGGCCCAGCUUUUCUCAGUUGGUUCCUGAUCAUGUUGAUCAUUCAAGCGGUGAUCAAUCAAUUGAUCAAUUGGAAGAGUCGCCUCAAUUAGUUUUGCUUCAAGUACCUAGUUCCUUUUCUUGUGUGGAGAAUGAUCAAUCAGCCUAUAAUUGCUUGUCAAGUUAUGUGAUACAUGAUGUUCAAAUUUUCAACUCUAUUGUUAUGACUUAUGAGUGGUCCGGUCCCAAUAAAUUUGAAGGUCAUGGAAGACUAAACUCGCUUAAAUACAGACCUAGACAUCAAAAUUCAUGUGAUUUCAUAUGUAAAGUAGAAUGCCAUGGCAUCAUCAAGUAGUAAGCUCUCUGAUGCUGGUGGAAGACUUGUUAUUGCUUCUGAUGGUAUCUGGGAUACUUUAUCAUCUGAUGCUGCUGCAAAAGCUUGUCGAGGACUUCCAGCUGAUCUUGCCGCAAAGUUGGUUGUUAAGGAAGCCUUAAGGUCAAGGGGUCUAAAGGAUGAUACAACUUGCUUAGUUGUUGACAUUAUUCCAUCUGUGCAUCCUGUCUUACCUCCACUGCCACAAAAGAAGCACCAUGGACUGAGCGGACUGAUAUUUGGAAAGAAAUCUCACAAUCUAGCAAGCAAAUCAUCAAAGCUUUCUGCUGUGGGAGCUGUGGAGGAGUUAUUUGAAGAGGGUUCUGCUAUGCUUGAAGAAAGUGUCUCUGGUGGCUCAGUUUUUCUCAGUUGGGUUCUUGAUCAUGUUGAUCAUUCAAGCGGUGAUCAAUCAAUCUAUCAAUUGGAAGAGUCGCCUCAAUUAGUUUUGCUUCAAGUACCUAGUUCCUUUUCUUGUGUGGAGAAAAUCAAUCAGCCUAUAAUUGCUGGUUAAAUUAUGUGAUACAUGAUGUUCAAAUUUUCAACUCUAUUGUUAUGACUUAUGAGUGGUCCGGUUCCAAUAAAUUUGAAGGUCAUGGAAGACUAAACUCGCUUAAAUACAGAGUUUAGACAUCAAAAUUCAUGUGAUUUCAUUUGUAAAGUAGAAUGUCAUGGCAUCAUCAAGUAGUAAGGUACUAGCCUCUCAAGUUUUACUGUCAUGAUUUAAUAUAAUCUAUGUGCUCAUUAUAGUUUUGUAGUAAA